This is a messenger RNA of Uranotaenia lowii, 760 nucleotides long. RefSeq names its product calaxin-like. Gene Ontology annotation, molecular function: calcium ion binding. NCBI's taxonomy places the organism in Eukaryota, Metazoa, Arthropoda, Insecta, Diptera, Culicidae. The transcript has a single exon. The coding region runs from base 70 to 753 and encodes 227 amino acids. The record is from RefSeq and is a predicted model, not a curated record.
UGACAUUCCUGUCUUUUAGAAGACCACCUUUCUUGUCUCCUUAAUUUUGGCUCUUCAAAAUCCUCAGCAAUGCCUUUGGAUAUAACCCUGGACCCGAGCGAGGAAUGUCGCUUCCUGAACAAAGUACAUCGACUUAUCCGGAGAAUGGUAAGGAGAACGCACUUUUCCCAGCAAGAGCUCGAAGCCUGCCUGUUGAUUUAUUACAAGUUGGUCAACGAUGACGAUAGUCCAGUGACUUCGGCGUCUCCAAAGGUUUGCGGAAUCCGGGAGUUGAGUCGAGUGCAGUUUGUUCGAUUUUUUGACAGAGCCUUUGGGAUUCCGGACGAGACGACGGCCAAUCGAAUCCAGGCGGCCUUAACCAGCACCGAAACUGCCUUCCUGUCGAUGGAGUCCUGGGUCCGGAUGCUGUCGAUUUUUCUCCGUGGAACUAUGGAUGAGAAAAUUGAACACUGCUUCCGGGUUUACGACUUUUGCCGGGAAGGUGAGUUGAGAAGAGAGCAUAUGAUGAUCCUGCUGAGGAAAUCGUUCAUCAAACAUCACGAGGAAGAGGUUGAAGAAACGAUCAAGGAUAUGAUUGAGAUGUUGAUCCGACGUUUGGACGUUGAUCGAGAUGGUGUGAUAUCGCUGGAGGACUUCCGGGAAUCAGUUAAAAAAAACCCAGAAUUGAUGGAAUGUUUCGGACAGGCUAUGCCAAACCGAUCCUACGUCUAUGCGUUCUCUCGAACAUUUCUGGAUAAGGUAGAGAAAUUUUAAUUUUUGU